This is a messenger RNA of Aethalodelphis obliquidens (Pacific white-sided dolphin), 5608 nucleotides long. It is a transcript of the gene ADAMTS7, whose product is annotated as ADAM metallopeptidase with thrombospondin type 1 motif 7. Gene Ontology annotation, molecular function: metalloendopeptidase activity. The coding region runs from base 233 to 5341 and encodes 1702 amino acids. NCBI's taxonomy places the organism in Eukaryota, Metazoa, Chordata, Mammalia, Artiodactyla, Delphinidae. The record is from RefSeq and is a predicted model, not a curated record. Gene Ontology annotation, biological process: proteolysis; extracellular matrix organization. Gene Ontology annotation, cellular component: extracellular matrix. The transcript is spliced from 24 exons.
UCUCACUCUCCGGUCUUUUCUUUGCCUCCGCUGCCGGCCGAGGGGGCGGGCUCUGCAGCCUUUGUUGCCAGCGGACUGAGCGUAGCCGCCCGCCGGGCCGGAGUACGGGCCCGGGACGCCGGGAGCUGCACGCGGGUCGGGCAUGUCCUGAGCCGGACCCGGGACCGGGCAGCGAGCGGACGAGACGAAGAGUGUGCGCGCGGGAUCGCCCGGCGGCCGCCCGGCACCGGCCAUGCCCGGCGGCCCGAAUCCCCGCAGCCCCGCGCUGCUGCUGCGCCCACUCCUCCUGUUCCUCUGCGCUCUGGCGCCCGGCGCCCACGGAUCUGUACCAGAGCACACCGCCGAGGGCCGGGCAGCGUUGGACAUCGUGCACCCGGUGCGCGUGGACGCGGGGGGCUCCUUCCUGUCCUACGAGCUGUGGCCGCGCGCGCUGCGUAAGAGGGACGUGUCCGCGCGCCCCGCCGCGCCCGCCUUCUACGAGCUGCAGUACCGCGGCCGGGAGCUGCGCUUCAACCUGACAGCCAAUUCGCACCUGCUGGCGCCCGGCUUCGUGAGCGAGACUAGGCGGCGCGGCGGCCUGGGCCGCGCGCACAUCCGGGCCCACGCCCCCGCCUGCCACCUGCUCGGCGAGGUGCAGGACCCUGAGCUCGAGGGCGGCCUGGCAGCCAUCAGCGCCUGCGACGGCCUGAAAGGUGUGUUCCAGCUCUCCAACGAGGACUACUUCAUUGAGCCCCUGGAUGGUGUCCCAGCCCGCCCUGGCCGUGCCCAGCCACACGUGGUAUACAAGCGCCAAGCCCCUGAGAGGUGGGCAGAGCCGGGGGACCCCAGGGCUCCAGGCACCUGUGGGGUGAAAGAGUCCCCGGAGCUGGAGCCCCGGCGGGAGCGUUGGGAGCAGCGGCAGCAGUGGCGGCGGCAGCGGCCGAGGCGUCUACACCAGCGUUCGGUCAGCAAAGAGAAGUGGGUGGAGACCCUGGUGGUAGCCGAUGCUAAAAUGGUGGAGUACCACGGGCAGCCAAACGUCGAGAGCUACGUGCUGACCAUCAUGAACAUGGUGGCCGGCCUGUUUCAUGACCCCAGCAUCGGGAACCCCAUCCACAUCACCGUUGUGCGCUUGGUCCUGCUGGAAGAUGAGGAGGAGGACCUAAAGAUCACUCACCACGCAGACAACACCCUGAGGAGCUUCUGCAAGUGGCAGAAAAAUAUCAACAUGAAAAGGGACGCCCACCCGCUGCACCACGACACCGCCAUCCUGCUCACCAGGAAGGACCUGUGUGCCGCCAUGAACCAGCCCUGCGAGACCCUGGGCCUGUCCCACGUGGCGGGCAUGUGCCAGCCUCACCGCAGCUGCAGCAUCAAUGAGGACACGGGCCUGCCCCUGGCCUUCACCGUGGCCCACGAGCUCGGGCACAGUUUUGGCAUUCAGCAUGACGGAAGCGGCAAUGACUGUGAACCCGUUGGGAAACGGCCUUUCAUCAUGUCUCCACAGCUCCUGUACGACGCUGCGCCUCUCACCUGGUCCCGCUGCAGCCGCGAGUACAUCACCAGGUUCCUUGACCGUGGGUGGGGCCUCUGCCUGGAUGACUCUCCCACCAAGGAUGUCAUCGACUUCCCUUCGAUACCACCUGGCGUCCUCUAUGACGUGGGCCACCAGUGUCGCCUCCAGUAUGGGGCCUACUCUGCCUUCUGCGAUGACAUGGACAAUGUCUGCCACACGCUCUGGUGCUCCGUGGGGACCACCUGUCACUCCAAGCUCGAUGCAGCUGUGGAUGGUACCAGGUGCGGGGAGAGCAAGUGGUGUCUGAAUGGGGAGUGCGUUCCCAUGGGCUUCCGGCCCGAGGCCGUGGACGGUGGCUGGUCUGGCUGGAGCGCCUGGUCCGUCUGCUCCCGGAGCUGUGGCGUGGGCGUGCAGAGUGCCGAGCGGCAGUGCACACAGCCUGCGCCCAAAUACAAGGGCAAAUACUGCGUGGGUGAACGGAAGCGCUUUCGCCUGUGCAACCUGCAGGCCUGCCCCGCCGGCCGCCCUUCUUUCCGCCAAGUCCAGUGCAGUCACUUUGACGCUAUGCUCUACAAGGGCCAGCUGCACACGUGGGUGCCCGUGGUCAAUGACGUGAACCCCUGCGAGCUGCACUGCCGGCCCUCGAAUGAGUACUUUGCUGAGAAGCUGCGGGACGCUGUGGUCGAUGGCACCCCCUGCUACCAGGGCCAGGCCAGCCGUGACCUCUGCAUCAACGGCAUCUGCAAGAAUGUGGGCUGCGACUUCGAGAUUGACUCGGGUGCCGUCGAGGACCGCUGCGGCGUGUGCCAUGGCAACGGCUCCACCUGUCACACCGUGAGCGGGACCUUCGAGGAGGCUGAGGGCCUGGGGUAUGUGGACGUGGGGCUGAUCCCAGCCGGUGCUCGCGAGAUCCGCAUCGAGGAGGUGGCCGAGGCCGCCAACUUCCUGGCCCUACGCAGCGAGGACCCGGAUAAGUACUUCCUCAACGGUGGGUGGACCAUCCAGUGGAACGGGGACUACCAGGUGGCGGGGACCACCUUCACAUAUGCGCGCACAGGCAACUGGGAGAACCUCACGUCCCCGGGUCCCACCGACGAGCCUAUCUGGAUCCAGCUCCUGUUCCAGGAGAGCAACCCUGGGGUGCGCUACGAGUACCUCAUCCACAGGGAGGCGGAUGGCCGUAGCCAGAUCCAGCCGCCCGAGUUCUCCUGGCACUAUGGGCCCUGGACCAAGUGCACAGUCACCUGCGGCACAGGGAUGCAGAGGCAGAGCGUGCGCUGCAUGGAGCGGCAGGCGGGGCCCGUGGACGAGAGGCACUGUGAGCCCCUGGGCCGGCCCGAUGACCGUCAGAGGAAGUGCAGCGAGGAGCCCUGCCCCGCCCGGUGGUGGGCAGGUGAGUGGCAGCUGUGCUCCAGCUCCUGUGGGCCUGGGGGGCUCUCCCGCCGGGCCGUGCUCUGCAUCCACAGCGUGGGGCUGGAUGAGCAGAGCGCCCUGGGGCCACCUGCCUGUGAGCACCUGCCCCGGCCCCCUGCCGAAACCCCUUGCAACCGCGAUGUGCCCUGUCCGGCCACCUGGGCUGUGGGGAACUGGUCUGAGUGCUCUGUGUCAUGUGGCCCAGGCAGUCAGCACCGAAGCAUCCUCUGCACCAACGACACUGGUGUCCCCUGCGCUGAGGACCAGCGGCCAGCAAGCGAGGCCACCUGCCUUCUGCCGCCCUGCCCGAGGGCCCUGGACGUGCUGGGCCCCGAAGGCUCAGGCAGCGGCUCCUCCAGCCGCGAGCUCUUCAACGAGGUCGACUUCAUUCCUCACCGCCCAGCCCCACGCCCUCCGCCCCCCUCGUCAGCCAAGCCGGCUGGCAUGGGCAAUGCCAUCGGGGACGAGGACCCUGAGCUGGGCCCGCCGGGGCCCAUGUUCGUUGACGACUUCUACUACGACUACAAUUUCAUUAACUUCCACGAGAACCUGUCCUACGGGCCCUUCGAGGAGCCUGACGCAGACCUGGCAGGCACAGGGGAUCGGAUGCCCCCGCCCCUGAGCAGUGCUGCCGAGCCUCCUGUGGGCACCCCCAUGCCCACCACAGAGCCUUCUGGGCCUGAGGAUGAGGGGGCACUGGGAGGUUGGUCCCCUGCUCCUUGGCCCAGCCAGGCUGGCCGUUCCCCACCCCCACCCUCGGAGCAGAGCCCUGGGAACUCCUUGGUCAAUUUCUUAUUUGAGGAAGAUGCCCCCGUGGGAGCCCCAGACCUUGGGCUCACCAGCUUGCCUUGGCCCCUGACUUCGGUCAGCGUGGAGACGCCUGCCGCCCCUGGGAGCCAGAACAGGCUCCUGGGAGGGGGGCACAGCCACAGCCAGCCGCCGCCUCCCUGGUGGGAGAGGACCAAUGAGGUUUCCGAGGACAGCGAGGAAGCCUUGGGCCGCAGAGCGCCCCAAAGACCCAGCCCCACGCUGCCCCCCUCGUCCCCCAUCAGCACCUCCCACUCCUCUCCUAGUCCCGACACAGUAGAGCUGUGGACGAGUGGCACCUUGGCCUGGGAACCAGCGCUGGAGGGUGGCCCGGGGCCUGUGGACGGUGAGCUGUGGCCCACCGUUGGGGGUGCUCCUCCCACCGCCAAUCUGCCAGACACUCAGGGUACAGACAGUGCCCUGGAGCCCGGGACUGCCACCCUUCCCACCCCAGGCCUGGCUCUACAGGACCUGCAGACCCUGGCGAUGCCAGGAACCUUCCUUCUGAAGGCUCCGACCAGCCUAGGGCACGCGCCUUGGGUGACUGCCCUGAGCCUGGGGCCCUUGGGCCAGCCUGAGUCCCCCAGCCCUGAGACGCCCCUAAGCCCUGUGCUGCUGUCCAUACCAGCUCAGGACAGUCCGGCCAACAGCAGCCGAGCCCCUGGGCCUCUGGACCCCAGCCCAGCAGAGGAGGGGCCCCCCGUAGACCUGCUGCCCGUCAGGAAUGCCAGCUGGCAAGUGGGGAACUGGAGUGAGUGCUCUACCACCUGCGGUCUGGGUGCCGUCUGGAGGCCCGUGCGCUGCAGCUCCGGCCGAGAGGAGGACUGCACUCCCGCAGCCCGGCCCCAGCCCGCCCGCCGCUGCCACUUGCGGCCCUGCGCUGCCUGGCACACGGGCAGCUGGAGUAAGCCCUCACCGCAUCCUCGUGUGUGUGCACGUGGUGGUGGUGUAUCCACACGCGGGACCCUCGGCCUCCAGUGCUCCCGCAGCUGUGGCGGGGGUUCCUCCGUGCGGGACGUGCAGUGUGUGGACACACGGGACCUCCAGCCGCUGCGGCCCUUCCACUGCCAGCCGGGGCCUGCCAAGCCACCUGCCCGCCGGCCCUGCGGGGCCCAGCCCUGCCUCAGCUGGUACAUCUCUUCCUGGAGGGAGUGCUCCGAGGCCUGCGGCGGUGGUGAGCAGCAGCGUCUGGUGACAUGCCCAGAGCCGGGCCUCUGUGAGGAGGCGCUGAGACCCAACAGCACACGGCCUUGCAACACCCACCCUUGUACGCAGUGGGUGGUGGGGCCCUGGGGCCAGUGCUCAGCCCCCUGCGGUGGUGGCGUCCAGCGGCGCCUGGUCAAGUGCGUCAACACCCAGACUGGGCUGCCUGAGGAAGACAGCGACCAGUGUGGCCACGAGGCCUGGCCCGAGAGCUCGCGGCCAUGCGGCACCCAGGACUGUGAGCUCACUGAGCCUCCGCCCCUAGGCUGCGAGCGCGAUCGCCUGUCCUUCAGUUUCUGCGAGACGCUGCGCCUGCUGGGCCGCUGCCAGCUGCCCACCGUCCGCACCCAGUGCUGCCGCUCCUGUCCCCCACCCGGCCGUGGUGCCCCCUCCCGCGGCCGUCAGCGGGUCGCCCGCCGCUGACCCACACCCCGGCCCCCCGCGGCCAGGAUGCACAGCCAGACCGAUGCACGGACCUCAGCGCCCAGCAGGACCUCAGUGCCCAGCACGGGCUGCGGUGGAGCCCCGCCCCUCGCGCCCUAAUGGUGCUAACCCGGCCCCCCGACAGUGGCAGGCUGGGGACCCUUCCCCCUCAGAAAAGGUAUUUUUUUAUUCUAACAGUUUGCCUAACAUUUAUUAUUAUUAUUGUUAUUGUUACACAUAAACAGGCAUCUGCCGUUUCGAAGUACA